This is a messenger RNA of Bactrocera latifrons, 2944 nucleotides long. It is a transcript of the gene Gld, whose product is annotated as glucose dehydrogenase [FAD, quinone]. The record is from RefSeq and is a predicted model, not a curated record. The transcript is spliced from 7 exons. The coding region runs from base 1112 to 2944 and encodes 610 amino acids. Gene Ontology annotation, molecular function: flavin adenine dinucleotide binding; oxidoreductase activity, acting on CH-OH group of donors. Lineage: Eukaryota; Metazoa; Arthropoda; Insecta; Diptera; Tephritidae.
CGCGAACGCGGAGGUUUGAACAGCUGACCACAGACCUGCAGCGAUCGAAAGGUUUACAGUGCUUUAUUGUCCGUUUCACAGUGCAAUUCGAACAGCAAACUAUUGAAACAAAGUUAAAGUGAUGUAAAGUGUGUGUAAAGUGGAACUUAUGCAAGCAACAUAGUGCGAGGAGUUCUUAAAUGAAACUGUCUCUUCGGGAAUAAGAAAACAGUGUCAUAUUUACGUAUCAAUCAUUUGCGCGCUAAAGUAUAAACAAAAACGAAAAACAGUUGCAACUAACGAUAUUCGGUGACAAGCGAUAUUCGCCAAGACACAAACAUAAUUUACCACAGGUUGUCAAUAUUUGCAAGUUACUUGCAAGUGAAACCGUGAAACGGUAAAUCGAAAAUACAGUAAAACUAAGAAAGCACAUAAAAGAACUGUGCGCACAUACACACACAUACAUACUUGUAUUGUAAGCAGCGCUUUGCAUAAGCACAGCUUAUGGACACAAAAGACUAAAGCAACGAACUCGGUUUACUGUGUGUUGCUGGUAGCAAACAGACUUACAAACUUAAACGCCACUUUGAAAUCUUUAUCGACAGCUCGACGCACAAAAGCCCAAAAGUGGGUGAUGCCUUGAAAGAAGCGCUUUUGGCCGAAAAAGACAUACAAAAACUAUAAGGAACCAACAACAACACUGCGCAGCGAUUUCCUUUUCCUUUAUUUGGGUAUUUACGUUUUAUGUGCUGUCACGUUUUUUUACUUUUAACCAUUUCCGUAACUUCAAAUACAAAGUUAUAAAAUCUAUAAAAACGCCAAAUCAUUACACAAGCAACUAUCGCUCGAAAUUCCCGUGACUCAGUGAAGAACAGAAUGUCAAUUGCAUCUAAAGGUCAAGCAACAAGAACAUACCACCGAAACUGGAUCGUGCAGAAUUGAUCAGAAGCGUGCAGCAGACAGAGGCUUACCACUAACAAAGCAAUAACAAGUGUGGCAUAAUAACAACAACAAAUGCACUAAGUACAUAGUACAUAAGAGUGCAACAUUAGUUUUUACUUUCAAAAGCAAACUAAAACCAAAGCAAAAACAAAAAGAAUUAGCUCGCCUAUAACAACAACAAGGCGUAAAUAUGUCAACCGGCCGUUGCGAUUGUCUGGUGAGCGUGCCAACCGGUCCCACAUUAGCAUCCACUUGUGGCGGCAGCGCGUUCAUGCUCUUCAUGGGUCUGCUAGAGGUGUUCAUACGCUCGCAAUGUGAUCUCGAGGAUCCCUGUGGCCGUGCCACGCCAAGGUUUCGUUCGGAGCCCGAUUAUGACUAUGAUUUUAUUGUGAUUGGUGGCGGCUCGGCUGGUGCGGUUGCUGCCGCGCGUCUCUCGGAGGUACCCCAAUGGAAAGUGUUGCUCAUCGAGGCAGGUGGAGAUGAACCGGUUGGUACGCAAAUACCUUCAAUGGUCCCGAAUUUCUUUGGCAGUAGUAUUGAUUGGAGCUACACUACCGAGCCAGAAAGUAGUGCUUGUUUAAAUUCGGAAGGACGGCGUUGUACUUGGCCGCGUGGCAAAGUUUUGGGUGGCACAUCGGUACUGAAUGGCAUGAUGUAUAUACGUGGCAAUCCCGAAGAUUAUGAUAACUGGGCUGCAUUGGGUAAUCCCGGUUGGUCAUUUGAGGAUGUACUGCCGUUCUUUAUGAAAUCAGAGGAUAAUUUACAAUUGGAUCAGGUGGAUCAGAGCUUGCAUGCGAAGGGUGGACCGCUACCAGUUUCACAUUUCCCCUACAAUCCACCUUUGUCGUAUGCAAUAUUAAAGGGCGGCGAGGAAUUGGGCUACACGGUGCAGGAUUUAAAUGGACGCAACUCCACCGGUUUUAUGAUUGCCCAGAUGACAUCUCGCAAUGGCAUACGUUGGAGUUCAGCACGUUCGUUCCUACGACCGGCACGUAAUCGCAACAAUCUGCACAUUCUGCUCAACACCACCGCCUCGAAGGUACUCUUCAAGCCCGACAGUAAGACAGUUGUUGGCGUAGAAGUGAUGGAUCAAUACGGCAGCUCACGUAAGAUAUUCGCCAAAAAAGAAGUAAUCGUCAGCGGUGGAGCCGUCAACUCACCACAAAUACUACUGCUUAGCGGCAUCGGACCAUCUGACGAGCUAACGAAGGUGAAUGUACGCCCCAUACACAAUCUUCCUGGUGUUGGCAAGAAUUUACAUAAUCACGUUGCCUACUUCACCAACUUCUUCAUCGACGACGCAGACACGGCACCGCUAAAUUGGGCCACCGCUAUGGAAUAUUUACUCUUUCGGGAUGGUCUCAUGUCGGGCACCGGCAUUGGGGAUGUCACCGCAAAAAUCCAUACACGCUACGCCGAUGUACCGAAUGUGCCCGAUGUGCAACUGUACUUCGGCGGCUACUCGGCCACUUGUUCGCGUACUGGUCAAGUAGGCGAACUGCUCUCCAACAAUAUGCGCUCCGUACAGAUUUUCCCCGCAGUGUUGCAUCCCAAAUCGCGUGGUUCCAUUACGCUUGCCUCUAACGAUCCGCUGGCACCACCGCGUAUCAUCGCCAAUUAUCUUACCGAGGAUCGUGAUGUGAAAACGCUGAUUGAAGGUAUAAAAUUCGCAAUUCAAUUGUCACAGACAGCACCGCUCAAGCAGUAUGGUAUGCGGGUGGACAAGACACCGACAAAGGGCUGUGAAUCGUUAACUUUCGGCACGGAUGCCUACUGGGAGUGCACAGUACGACGCGACACUGACCCGGAAAAUCAUCAAGCCGGUUCCUGUAAAAUGGGACCCGCGAGCGAUCCGUUGGCCGUGGUCGAUCACGAGCUGCGCGUGCAUGGCGUGAGGGGCUUGCGUGUCAUGGAUACGUCCAUUAUGCCACAGGUAACAUCUGGAAACACACAUGCGCCUGCGGUUAUGAUCGCCGAGAAGGGUGUGUACAUGGUGAAGCGUGCAUGGGGCGCCAAAGUUUGA